UCGACAGCAGUGCAUGCACAGGAUCUCCCAGUUUCCGAGAGCAAGCUGCUCCAGUAGUAGUGGUGGUGUCGAGUCGCAGGGAAGGCUCAGUGGUCAGCUUUCAACACAUCUUCUUCUUUAGCAACUCUCCCUCACGCAUACACACACACACACACACACAGUCGGGUCGGAUUUAUCCUAAUAAAAUUAUCUGUAUGAUUGGGAGACACAAACGCGCAGUAUGGUCCGGGAAACCAGACACUUAUGGGUGGGGAAUUUACCUGAAAAUGUACGAGAAGAAAAAAUUAUCGAGCACUUCAAACGAUAUGGACGUGUGGAGAGCGUUAAGGUCCUUCCAAAGCGUGGAUCAGAGGGUGGAGUCGCAGCCUUUGUGGACUUUGUGGACAUUAAGAGUGCUCAGAAGGCUCACAAUUCUAUCAACAAGAUGGGGGACAGGGAUCUGCGGACCGAUUACAAUGAGCCAGGGACUAUCCCGACGGCUGCUCGAGGUCUGGACGAUAGCCUGUCCAUAGCCACUCGCGGGCGGGACGUUUCGGGGUUCACAAGGGGGGCGGGGGCCCCAGUGUAUGGGACCCCUGCAUCGCUCCACAGCAGAGAGGGACGCUAUGAACGCAGACUAGACGGGGCUUCAGAAAGUCGGGAACGCUCUUACGAUCACAGUGCCUAUGGACACCAUGAACGUGGCAGCAGCAGUAGUUUUGAACGCCAGCGUCACUAUGACACAGACUAUUACCGUGACCCACGUGACCGGGCGCUCAGCGGAGGUGGUGGAAGCACUAGCUCUUCUAGUGCGAGUGCUGGAGGAGCUUCUUUAGGGGUCACUGGAGGGGUUGGAGGGACAGGAUCUAGCAGCAGUGCUGCUGGGGGCAGCAGUGGAAGCACUGCUGGAGUAGGAAGUGGAGGAUCCACAUCAGGUGCGGUUAGCUUUUACGGAUCCCGGAGUCGGAGCCCCAGUCGCUUUGAGACUACAGAGACUCGAUAUGAGGCCCGUGCUCGUGAAGCCUUUACACUGGCCAGCGUGGUGCACCGGGAUCUGUACCGCGAGGAGAGAGGCAGACGUGGAGACAGGACUUACCGCCACAGUCGUAGUCGUUCUCCACACUCCUCGCAGUCACACAACAUUUCUCCACAGAGGCUAGCAAGCCAGGCAGCAAGACCCCCACAUUCCCCCAGCGGCUCUGGCUCCCGCAGCCGCUCUUCAAGCUCAGACUCAGUCAGCAGCACCACCAGCAGCAGCAGCGGCAGUGAUUCCAGUAGCAGUUCUAGUGAUGAGUCCCCAGCUCGAUCUGUUCAGUCAGCUGCUGUACCUGCCCCUUCCUCUCAACCCCUCCCUCCACUAGACAAAGAUGAGCCUCGUAAAAGCUUUGGAAUUAAGGUGCAAAACCUCCCUGUGCGCUCAACAGAUACAAGCCUGAAAGAUGGUCUCUUCCAUGAGUUUAAGAAACAUGGCAAAGUGACAUCUGUGCAGAUUCAUGGUGCUUCUGAGGAACGAUAUGGACUUGUCUUCUUUCGUCAACAAGAGGAUCAGGAGAAAGCCCUUAGUGCAUCAAAAGGGAAGCUUUUUUUUGGGAUGCAGAUUGAUGUUACUGCUUGGACUGGCCCUGAAACAGAGAGUGAGAAUGAGUUCCGACCGCUCGACGAACGGAUAGAUGAAUUCCAUCCCAAAGCUACACGGACUCUGUUCAUUGGAAAUUUGGAGAAGACUACAACCUACCAUGACCUGCUUAACAUUUUUCAGCGUUUUGGGGAGAUUGUUGAUAUUGAUAUAAAGAAGGUUAAUGGUGCUCCACAGUAUGCCUUUUUGCAGUACUGCGAUAUUGCUAGUGUCUGCAAAGCAAUAAAGAAAAUGGAUGGUGAAUACCUUGGGAACAAUAGGUUAAAGUUGGGAUUUGGUAAAAGUAUGCCUACCACAUGUGUAUGGUUGGAUGGCCUGGCUUCCAACAUUACAGAACAGUAUCUUACACGGCACUUUUGCCGUUAUGGUCAUGUUGUUAAGGUUGUCUUUGACAGAUUAAAGGGAAUGGCUCUUGUCCUGUACAAUAAUAUAGAGUGCGCACAGGCUGCAGUAAAGGAAACCAAGGGCUGGAAGAUUGGGGGUAACAAAAUUAAGGUUGACUUUGCCAACCAUGAAAGUCAGAUGGCUUUCUACCGUUCAAUGCAGGCAUCUGGACAAGACAUCAGAGAUUUUUAUGACCUCCUAUCUGAGCGGCGAGAUGACCGCAGACCAUCAUAUCAUGAAUUCUCCACAGAGCGGGCAUAUUAUGAAAAUGUUAGAACCCCUGGAACCUACACAGAGGAUCCACGUCGCAAAUAUCCUGCCAGAAGUCGGGAGUUUUACACAGAAUGGGAUCCUUAUGCCACAGACUACUAUGACCCACGAUAUUAUGAUGAGCCCCGUGAAUACAGGGAUUACAGAGACCCUUAUGAGCAAGACAUUAGAAAAUACAGCUACAUGCAGCGAGAACGCGAUAGAGAUAGAGAGCGCUUUGAAACAGAUCGUGAACGUGAUCAUGGUCGACGGACGAUUGAGCACAGCCAAAGUCCAUCUCAUCCACGUCGCCCUGCUAGCCCUGCUGGUUCUCCCUCACUCUCUGAACGGUUACCUAGUGACUCUGAGCAUCAUAUUUACAGUCGCUCCUCUGAGCGAAGUGGCAGCUGCAGCUCAAUUUCACCACCACGUUUUGAAAAGCCAGACAGAAUUCGUUUAGACCGAUAUAAUAAAAGUGAUAAACUUGAGAAAGAAAGACCACUCUUUGAAACAGAGCGUGGAAAUGGGGGAGAAAAAGAAAGGCGUCUUGGACGGAAGGAUAAAGGAGACAAGGACAGAGUAGAGAAGCAAAAGUUAAGGAAAUUAAAGCUUGCAUCUCCUAGUGUUCCAUCAUCUGAGACUGAACCUGAACCUGACAGGGAAGUAAGCCCUGAUACAGCUCAGCGUAAUUCGAGCAAAUUCCAGCUCAGAGAAAAAGAUUCUGGAAAAGGAAGACUGGAUCUUCCACCUUGUGUUGUCCAGCUAACACGAGUCAAAGAAAAAGAAGGGAAGUUAAUGGACCAUGCAGUUAUUGAGAAACAAAGGGUAAAGGCUGGCUGUGAUCCUGUCAAGUCUCCACCCCCACUUCACUCAGCUGACCACAAGACUAUGUCCCUUCGAAUAGAAACUCAAAAUAGAGAGGUCCUUAAACAUGGAAAAGGUCCCAAAGAUAAAUGUUUGGCUAGCCAGGUGGAGGUUGUAGACAAAGAAGGAAAAAACAAAGGCAGACAGUACAUUAAAGCUGAGUUAGCAUUUGAUAAUUCUGCUAUGGAUAGUGAUCGUUUAGCUGCUCGAAAAAGGCGCUUUGAGGAAGCAACUGCAAAAGCUAAUCGCUUAAGACAAUUAACACAGGAAGAAGACGAACGAGGGGUUGGAUUAAAAAGGCUGGGUGAUUGUCAUUUGUCAAAGGGGAUAGAUGGGGACAGAAAAUUCUCUCAAAUGGAGGUCAUUAAACGAGAGAACAAAAUUGCUAAGACAGAGAAACUGGUUACUGUAAAUACCACAGGAGAUGGGUCAGAUGUGAUCAGAGAUCUUGGUCUUAGCCCAGACUUUCAAUCUAGACUUGCCGAACCAACAGGGGAGGCAACACUUUCUUUAAACAGUCAUGACCAGAAGAUACAGGAUUUUGAAGCAGAGAGCCACCCUUGCCUCAAUCCUACAGUGUCUGAUGAGGGAAACUUUGAAAUGGAACACUCAAGAGAGCAACACUUAAGACAGAGCAAACCUGAAGGAUGCCCUGUGUUAAAUGAUAAAGAUACAGUGGAUAGUGAAGGAAGAUUACUCUUCGAUAUUGACCACUCCCAAAGCUGUAGAAAGCAAAUGGAGAAAAGCCGUCGUCUCCAACAGCAGCUGCAAGAAUGUGACAAAACAGAUAAAACUGAAAGUACACCUAGCACUGAUGCUGAGGACUUUGAUCGCCGAAGUCUUGUACAUGAGGUAGGUAAACCCCCUCAGGAUGUCACUGAUGACUCUCCUCCGCUAAAGAGAAAGAAGUCAGAGCCAUUUGAUUAUGAUUUCAGCACUAAUAGGGAGCGCAAAUAUCGGAGUUCCAGGCAAUUAAACAAUGAGACUGAAAGGAGGUUUACCUCUGCCACAGUUGACGAAGAGUCACCUGCUGACAUAUUACAUUUAAUGUCUGACAGAGAGAUAAAAGAUUCACCAAAAACAGAAAACAAGAUUACCUCUCAUUUAGAUGGACUAAAAUGCAAUGAUGACAAUACUGUCACAGAUGCAGAGUUAUUCAAGCUUAAGAAAUCACUGCUUGGUGAAGAAGAGUUGUGCUGGGAGAGAAAAAUGAGGCAAGAUACACUGAAAGUAGAAAUGAACUUUCCAAGCAGCAUUGUGAAACGUGAGAGCAUUAGAAAACGCCUUGUACGUGAACUGGAGCCUGGAGAGGUUCAGUCAGACUCUGAUGAUGAUGGAGGUGAUAUUAGACAUCUCUCACCAAAGCUGGAUACUGCCUUCAAAAGAGAACGUGAGGGAAGACUUCUAGACCUGAAGCUCUCAGGAUCCCUAGAGAAAAACAAGUUUUAUGAAUUUGCACUGGAUAAGACGAUAACACCAGACACAAAAGCUUUGCUUGAGCGUGCUAAGUCUCUCUCUUCAUCAAGGGAAGAUAAUUGGUCUUUCCUUGGCUAUGACUCAAGGUUCACAAGCUUUCGGACUGUCACUGACAAGGAAAAAGUUGAGCCCACACCAAGGCCUAUUCCUUCCUGGUAUAUGAAGAAAAAGAAAAUUCGUUCUGACUCUGAAGGAAAGCACGAUGACAAAAAAGAAGACCCCAAGCCAGAGGAACAAGAGCGCCAGGAGCUAUUUGCCUCUCGUUUUCUUCACAGCUCUAUCUUUGAGCAAGACUCCAGACGUCUUCGACAUCUUGAACGGAAAGACAACGAUCCUGAGGUUCGAAUAGAUAGAGAUAAUGGUAAGACUAGUGUUACUGUGGAAAAGGCUGCAACAGGAGCAGAUAUUUCACAGGAGCCUGUAGUGCUUUUCCGUAACCGUUUCUUGGAGCUACAGCAAAAAAAAGACAAAGACCAAGAGCUACACACUUCUGAAAAAGCCAGUAUGACUGAGACAGUUGAGAAAGGUAUUGUACCAGAUCAAGAGCUAUUGCAGACCCCUGAGAUGCCUGAUGCAGUGCAUGGACUUAAAUCAAUGAGCCCUAUUUCAUUGGCACCUCACUCUAUCCCCAACCCCACAGAGACAUCUUUUCAGCAGGAAAAGUCAACUGGGCCAACUACAUCAACAGAGUUACCUAUGACAUCAACUCUCCAUGAAAAAUUAGAAGAGACUCAGACAAUUACCCCUCAACUGCCAAGCCAAUUGAGCAGCAUCAAAGUAGCUAUUCCAGUAAGCACACCACCUAUGACAAAUAAAGACAGCACUGAAGCUGAGUCUAAUGAGGAAUUUGGUGAACCCAAAGUACCAGCUGCAAACACCUUAGCUGAGGAGCAGAACCUCGAUGUGAAGCCUCCCACUCCUGGUGCAUCCUUAAGUAAUGCAGAGCCAGAGUCUGCAGAGUCACUUUCACCUAAGUUUGAAGAUGCUCAAGAGAUUCCUAAGGCAGAGCUUUCAGAAGAUAAAACCGAGCAGCUUGAGUGUAAUUCUAACCAAACUGCAGAGUCAUCUUUGGAGGUGCAGCUGGCAGUCUCUGAACCUGAGGCUGAACGAGCACAACCAACACGCAAACAGCCAAAGAAUAAAAAGGCAAAAGCAAACCCAUCAGCGUUAAUACCCACAAUGCCAGCUCAGCAAGCUAACAGUGAGAAACCAGCUAUCCGUAAGAGUGAACGCAUUGACAGAGAAAAGCUGAAAAGGGCGUCAUCACCAAGAGUAGAGGCCACAAAGGUCCAAGCUGAUUCCAAAAACACAUCCAAGUCUCCUAUUCAUGCAGCAGAUUUGGAGCAGGCCAAUGAUUCAAGUCUGCUACAUGGCAGAACACGGCAACGGCGAAACGUUCGUUCUGUAUAUGCUACACCACCUGAGGAUGAAGCACAUCAACAACCAGGCAAGGAUGUUCCCGAAUCCUCUCGCUCUAUGCGGAAACGAGCUGUUGACAAAGAAUCUGUGCUGCAAGAUGUAUUGCCUACACCAGCUGUCACAAGGAGAGGUCGCCCACCUAAAACACGUAAAAGAGGGGAUGAUGUGUCUCCAAUGAAGGUGGAGCAAACUAAAAAUUCGGAGGGUGAAGACACUGACAGCAAAGAGUCUGGAAGUGGUGGUGAAGUCACUAAAGUUGCAGAGGGUUGGCGCUCUCCUCGCUCUCAGAAGACACAGUCAGUAGUUAGAGCUGCACAGAGUAGAAAAGCAGCUAAAGCAGACAAGCAGUCACACAGCACAGUGUCUAGUCCACAUAAUAUCUCUGAAACCUUGGAGUCUCAGGACAAAACAAAAGAUGAGACUCCGUCAGAAGUUGCAAAUACACUGUCAUGCAUAAAGCAACCAACAACAUCCAAAAGAGAGAAAGAAAGUAAACAUACUGAGAAGAAAUGUAGUGUGGAAAAACUGGAUGAAAAGGCAGAGACAGAUACUGUGGAAAAAACACAGACGACCGAUAGGAGCGUUAAAGGGAAGGUGCCGAGAUUGACCCGCAGCACCAAAGCAGCUCCAGAUGAUAAGGCUGUUAACCUGAAAAAUCUUGUCAUUAAUCUAAGUGGGGAUACAGUUAAAGAAGCCUUGCACUCUGGAGAUGAGGACAGUGAACACUGCCAAGAGUCUUUGAAGAAGACUAAAACAGAAAUAUCUGUUAAAGAAGUGUCUAGAACACCAAGUUACUUCAAAGAAGUAGAUGAUCUCAGCCCAGACGAAAAGGAAGACCCUCUGUCUGAUUCAGAGCCACCUGCUGAGCCAGAGGCUGUUUUACUUGCCCGGCAAAUGGAGCUGGAAAGGGCAGUGGAAAAUAUUUCAAAGCUAGCAGUUGAGCAACCACCAACACCAUACAAAGAACCUGCUACUCAGCCCUCUACCGUGUUACCACCUGUUUCAGCAGAGCCUGAAGAUGAAACAGAAGUGGAAAAGCCUGCCAAUCCUGCAAGUGAAACUGAGCUUGCUGCUGCAAUAGAUUCAAUCACUGCGGAAGAUAUUUCUGGUGAUGCAGAUGGAUUCCAUGCUCCUUCUACGUACACAGCACUCCUUCCCACAUCAGAGCCAUUAGUUUUAUCCACAGCAAAUGAGGUUAUGGAACCGGAGACAGACUUGGCAAUAAAUAAUAUUAUAGAUUCUGAACCAUGUAGUAGUUUGACUCCUGAUGCCAAGUCAUCUGAACCAAGAAAUGCUAUUGAAUGUCCCCCAUCAGAGAUGCCCAAGAAGGGAGGAAGAGCGCGGCCUAAAACGCCAAAGAAAUCCAAGGGUCGAAAGGUUUCUGCUAACAAAAGAACAGAUAUCUCAGUAGGUACACUAUAUGAUGCUGAACCUGCAGCAGUUAAACUACCAGAAUCCAUUCCUGAAGACAUUCAAACUGUCAACCCAAAAGCAGCCACAUCAUCAGCAAUAGCUACUGUUGUCACUGUUGCUGCUGCAUGUAAACAUGAUGUGGCAUCAACAGUGACUUUGGACACUCCAAAGGAGGCAGAACAGCCUGCUAUAGACCAGCCUGAACCUCAAGAAUCAGCCUUCCAUUCUGGAAGUAACAGUCCUUCGUAUUUCAGAUCACCAGAACCAUCCUUACAGCCAGUAGCUCCUGCACUUAGCCCAUCUCCAACUCGACUAAGUGUAGCACCAGCUCGUUUAGCUAAGGUACCGCUCACAACCCCUGAUUGGAGAAACAGGACAGAAGAGAAGGGUGCACUGCCUGCACCCCAAGUUACAAUGUCUGCAUCAGCACCAACUGUAGGAGUAGGGGGCCCUUCAGCAAAUCCUCCAGUUCCCCCUGACACAAAAGCUUCUGAUAUUGAUCCUAGCUCUAGCACUCUGCGAAAGAUCCUGAUGGAGCCAAAAUAUGUAUCUGCUUCAAACAGCAAUGCUGUUCCAAGCACACUUCUUACAACCACAUUAGCAGACCCUCGGAUGUCUCAGAAUGAAAAUUCAUCUGUCGUGAAGGCAGCACUUCCUGAGGAUAGACCCAGCCCUAUAACACCAGUUACACCACAAAUGGUACCUCCACAGCCACCUCCCCAACCCACUGAGACCCUGCAUAUAUUCAAGGAGAAAAUGGGGAAUUCAGUCAUCUCUUCCACUGCUACCUCAGUUAUUAGUCGGAUUCCUAUGCCCUUCGAUUUUGAUGACACUCCUCGCAUCUCUUUGAGCAACCGCAGCUCUGGACUGUCUCAGCCUAAGCAGAAAUAUCGUUUAGGUGUGAAUGAAAACAGUAGAUACCACGGACUCUCAAUUUCUGAUGAAGGGCGAACUGCUUCUGAUAAUGCAUCUAGUAACACAGGUUCUGGGCCUGGUUUAAGAGUAAACACCUCAGAGGGGGUGAUGGUACUGAGUUAUUCAGGUCAAAAGACAGGAGGACCUCAACGUAUUGUUGCAAAAAUUAGCCAGAUCCCACCACCCAGUGCAGUUGACAUUGAAUUUCAACAAUCUGUUUCAAAAUCUCAGAAGCAAGAGUCACUUCCAACUCAACCCUCUACUCCUAAAGGAUCCCAGACACCCACAGGUCAAGGACAUGGAGGUUCUGUAUUAAACAGUCAGGGGUUCAGUGCCCAGCCUGUCAUUUCUUCCAUAAAACAGGACAUUUCUGUUUCUGACAAAUCUGAAUUACCAUAUCACAGUGGUCCCCAAGGUGCUCCAGUUAAAGCUUUCCAACAGUCAAGUUCCAAUACUCAGAUUCUGAGGUAUAACCAAUCUAUGUUGCACCAACCACACACCAAAAAAGCAUCAAUAGCAGAAUCUGUUUCAUUGAAAGCUGAUGUAAAACAACCCCAGGCAUUCAAUCAAAGUUCUGUUUUAAGUCCACACCCUUCCACUUUAGCAGGGAAUCACAUUUCUAAUCCAAGUACUCCUAAUGACAGGUUGAUCUGUCAUUCAAAACAAGAGCCACACUCUCCAAGGACAUCAGGCAAUUCAGCCUCCCCGUUCUCUAAGGUUUGUCCCACUAGUACCUCAGUAGUCCUGGGUCCGAGUGGGCCAUUGCCUCAGUAUGUGACAAACGUACAUCACCCCGAGCAGUCAGUCAUCAUGCCCCCUCAUAAUGUCUCACAGUCAGUGCCCAUUAGUCAUUUGCCUCAAGGAAAUGUCAGAAUGAAUACUCCAUCACUCUCUGGAAUUAAUUAUGGAAUGCGUACAGAUUCUCUCUCCUCCCCACGAUCCGGUCCUCAACAACGAUCUGCCACACCCCAGCCAGCAGUAAUCAGAGAUAUGCUGCUUAAAUCACACGCAGGUCAAGUGAGUGGAGCAAGUGAUGAUGAUGUGCGACACUUCCAUCAGGGAAGUCGUAGGCCAUCUGUGCCUCAGUUACAGUCAGAUGUCAUGGUAAUCCAGCCUGAGUACAAGGGGAUACAUCAUAGUGCAUUGCGUCUGGAUCAGUACAACAGAGACGUGCGUAUACUUAUGCACCAGCAGUUGACAGACCAUCCUGGAGUUAUUGAAGCCCACCAGACCCAAACACCAGAGCCCCCAUCAAUGUCGUCUUCUUCACACAUCUCUACAGCAUCCUCCAAAACUCCCCCUGUUGUUAAGAACUCUCCACAAGCUAUGAGAGAUGCAUCAAAAGCACUGGAUGUAAAAAUGCCACGUUCUCCUCAUUCAGAGAGUAGAAUAGUUGGCCAUUCUUCUGGCUCUGUGAUCGCUCCUCAAGGAGUGCCACUGCUGCAUCCUGGCAAUGCAAGCUCCAUACCUGAGUACUACAGAGAAAUGCGUGGCUUCCAUUCCCAGUUACCUAGUCAUUCAGUAAUUGGAAUCAAUGUGGCCAACCGUAGCAUCACUCCAUCUCAGGGGUCUCAGGAAGGUGAUCACAGGCCCAAAGUUUCCCAUAUCACAUCUGGUGGGCCACUUGCUGAAACAAAAAUUGACAUCUCACAUGUUAGGCAUCCAGGCUCAAUGGAUUUAUCUCAUGUAGCUCGAAUCCAGAGUGAGACUGCCUCUCCCUCUUACACCUCUCCAACAACCAUUACACCCAAAUCGGAUUUAUCACCCUCUCUGCAGAAGGGACUUCAGAGCAUAGCAUCAGGGCAGCUUCCACUGCACUCUUCAUCAUCUUCACAGAUACGAGCAGAUAUAAAACUUGACCAUGCAGCACAUCCUUCAGUUGACAUGGUGCAUCUCUUAAAAAAAUAUCCUAUUGUAUGGCAAGGCCACUUGGCACUGAAGAACGACAGUGCAGCUGUCCAGUUGCACUUUGUAUCUGGUAAUAAUGUACUGGCUCAUCGCUCACUGCCACCACCAGAGGGAGGUCCUCCUCUUCGUAUUGCACAGAGAAUGCGUCUAGAAGCUUCUCAGCUUGAUGGAGUUGCAAGGAGGAUGACUGUUGAGAGUGAUUACUGCCUCCUGUUGGCAUUACCUUGUGGCCUAGACCAAGAAGAUGUUUUCAACCAGACUCAUGCCCUCAAAACAGGCUUUAUUACAUACCUGCAGGCAAAACAAGCUGCUGGAAUAAUCAAUGUUCCCAACCCAGGCUCCAAUCAGCCGGCCUAUGUUGUCCAAAUUUUCCCUCCAUGUGAGUUUUCUGAGAGCCACUUGUCUCACCUUGCUCCGGACCUUCUGAACAGCAUCUCCAGCAUCUCUCCACAUCUCAUGAUUGUUAUUGCAUCUGUCUAAGACUUUCCUGGGAGAGCCCAUUUUUCUAAAUGAGCAGUAUGCCAACACCAGCUGAACAACAUUCUGGAAAAUGCCUCAAUGUUGAAUGGGUUUACUCCUCUUUGGACAUGCAUUCAUUUUUCCUUUUUUCUUUCACCGGAUCCUUAACUCAUUCUUUUAUCUCUUAUUCCAUUUAACCAUUUAACUCUCAUUUGAGAGCGCACACUAGUAAAUGGAUCUAGAUUUGCAAUGAUCAAUUUUCUGAUCAUUCAUUUUACUGUUUUCAUUGCUAAAGUUUUGAAGGUUUGUAUCUAUGGUUUUUUAACACAUUAAAGAUCAAAUCUUUUGCGGUUAAAAAGGCAUGGGACUGAGAAACAAUUGUUUUUUAUUUCAUUGAAAUGAUGAUUGUGAUUUAUUAUUUUUUAAUUUUCUUAAAAAUGGAUCAGAUCAAGUCAUUGCACUAUGUUAGGGAAAUCAAAACAUGGAAAUCUGUGGACUUUGUACAGAUCCAAAUAUUGAAGUGAUGCAUAUUACUUUGACAUGCCUCUGUCACCAGCCAUGUGUGGAAAAGAAAAGAAAAAAAAGCUGGUGAGAAAGCAUUUUGUGAAAUUUCUUUGUGAACUGUUCGAAAACAGUGUAUGAUAAAUCAACUGUUUAUACUGCAACUACUGUUCUGUCACCAGUCAGCUAUUUACUUCCAUGUCAUUUUUUGAAACGGCUCUCAAUGUGCUCUCUGUUCUUUCCUAAAGGGACUGAGUUAUUGUGAGUCAUAGAGUUUACACUUGAUGCCUCAAUAGGGGAUUGUAUGUAAAUGUUUUCUCUUUCUAUUCAAGACUUGAGGUUACUUGGGUUAAGUGGGACUCUGUAAAUAUUAUAAAUAUUUAAAUACGUUCAAAGCUGUCAGGAGACCCUGUGGAUUACCCAUAACAAUGGAAACAAGAUGUUGCCAUCAACCAUAAAAGUCAGUGUAACCAGUAUCACCUGUAUUGCUUUAUUUGUCUGAAUCAGUUCAGUGCCAAAUUCUUUUGAAAAGAAAGAAAACGUUAAUCAGUUCAAUCAAAUUUUAUUUUAAUACUUGACUUUGUAUUUGUCACUGGAUCUUUUACAGCUCUGCUUUCACUUUGCCUUGUUUUAUAUAUUUAUGGUCCCCUACCUCUGUUUGUUAUGUUUCUUUUUUAUUUUUAUUUUGUCAGAUAAAUGCUCUGACAAAGAUUGUCAUAAUUGGGGGUUCUGUCUUGUAUGAAUCCUGAAAGUGUGUUCUUAACAUUUUUGCUUUGUGUUUUAACCUUUUAUGUAUCAUUUUUGGCCUCUCAUCAGAUAUGCAUCUCAGUACUGAGAUGUGACAUGCAGAUGGUCAAAAAUGAUUUGUUUAAAAAAUGAAAUAUGUAAAGAAAUCUGUACAAAUCUGUAACUUCACUUCCCCCUUUCUUCGGGUGUCUGUCAUCUUGAGCCAAGAUGUAAAUAUUCAUUUUAGUCCAUGUAUGUCCUAAUUUUGUUUCCUCUUCAUUCGGUAUCUUUAUUUUGUUUUGUAAGACAAAACAAAGCAGUCUGAAGAAACAGAACCAAAAGUAAAGCGAUGCAGAAAUUAAACCAUGUGUCUCACUCUUGCAGUGUGAUUGUACUGACUGCAGACUGAUGGCUCAUGAAGACAUUAUAGGCACUUAUAAUUUUGACUUAUACAAAUUAAAAAUCAACAUAGCAAAAUGGAAAACAAGCAGAUCUUAGAUUUCCUUUCUGAUUUAUUUUAUGUCAUUGUUCUGUGUGUAUUUUGCUGUUCCUCUAUGAGGACAUUUCGAAAUGUAAAAAAAAAAAAGGAAAUUGUUGGGUAACACUUCUACAGAUCAUUAAAUGGUCACUCAUUAUCUACCUUUAA
Pygocentrus nattereri (red-bellied piranha) is the source of this 12575-nucleotide messenger RNA. It is a transcript of the gene spen, whose product is annotated as spen family transcriptional repressor. NCBI's taxonomy places the organism in Eukaryota, Metazoa, Chordata, Actinopteri, Characiformes, Serrasalmidae. Gene Ontology annotation, cellular component: nucleus. Gene Ontology annotation, biological process: regulation of transcription by RNA polymerase II. The record is from RefSeq and is a predicted model, not a curated record. The transcript has 15 exons. Gene Ontology annotation, molecular function: mRNA binding. The coding region runs from base 221 to 10723 and encodes 3500 amino acids.